AUGUCUGGUUUAGUAUCAAGAUGGGCUACUGAUGAGACAUUGGUGAAAGAAGCUGAAGUUCAAGAUAAGAAAGCAUCAAACCAUAGCUCACCAAGGAAAUCGAAACAAGUACAUAAUCAAAAAGAUUCUAUUGAAAAUCCAAAGCCAUUGGUCAGUAGAUGGGCAACUGAUAAUACUGAGGAGAGGAAGGCUCUACAGGCAUCGCCAGCCAAAAAUGGAUAUAAAAAGAAUAAUGUAGGCAAUAAGAAAAGGCACCCCAAUGAAAAUGAGAAUACUCGCGAUGUGGUUCGUAAAGCAGGUAAUAAGCAAGAAGAAGAGGAAAAAUUGGGCCCAAUGACUAACGCUGCGAAGUCUUUUGCCGCAAGGUUAAGCGAUAUCAAAAUCAACGAUACAGGAAAGAAAACAGAAAAUCUGUCAAGGGGUCUCUCAGGAGGACCACCACCAAAAGGUCCAAGGGGACAGAGUAGAAAACAAACGGCGAGACCAGGUGCUCCCAAAAAUAAUGAAGAUGCAUGGGAAGAUGCUAACGAAGAAGAGCCUGAAGAGGUGGAUAGAGAUGAAGGUCCCUUACCUCCCAUGUCCAAAGCGGGUCAGAGUUUAGCUUCAAGGCUAGGACUAAUGAAUCCAUCACUCAAUACAAGCAAAGCUAGUCCUGCUCCUACUAGUAGUAAUAAGAGAGAUUCAGUACCAAAGUCAGUACAGAGUGACUCCAAAUACCUCACACCUCGACAAAAGAAAUUACAGGUGGAGAAAGAGAACAGAGCCAGGAAAGAAAGGGAAAAACAAGAGAGAAAGAAGAUUCUUGAUGAAGAGGAGAAGCAAAAACAGCAAAAGCUUAAACAAGAAGUUAGCGAUAUGUUUAGCAAGCUCACUGACAAACAUGCCAAUUGGGCUGAUAUAGAAGAUGAUGACUUCUAG
This is a messenger RNA of Dujonia railenensis, 918 nucleotides long. The record is from the annotation of a GenBank genome assembly. Lineage: Eukaryota; Fungi; Ascomycota; Pichiomycetes; Serinales; Debaryomycetaceae.